Molecule: messenger RNA, 3354 nt
Organism: Gymnodraco acuticeps
Lineage: Eukaryota; Metazoa; Chordata; Actinopteri; Perciformes; Bathydraconidae
Gene: gfap
Product: glial fibrillary acidic protein
Exons: 9
Coding region: 23-1372 (449 amino acids)
Biological process (GO): regulation of chaperone-mediated autophagy; intermediate filament organization
Cellular component (GO): cytoplasm; intermediate filament; cell projection
Molecular function (GO): structural constituent of cytoskeleton
Source: RefSeq, a predicted model, not a curated record
CGAGUGAGCUCCAUUUCCCAUCAUGGAGAGUCAGAGAGUCCAGUCCUCGUACAGGAAGCGCUACGGGCCUCAGGGCUCCGGCAGCACAGGAGUCAGAAUUGGGAGCCUUUCUUCCAGCCGCCUCUCCUGGCAAGGCACCCCCCGCAACUUCACCCACUCCAGCCCUGUGUCGCGGAUCUCCUUGGGCUCAACGGGCCUGCUCCUGGGCAGCACCAUGGACCGGCUGGAUUUCCCAGCUGAAUCCCUGAUGAAGGCCCAGUACAAGGAGACGCGCACCAACGAGAAGGUGGAGAUGAUGGGUCUGAAUGACCGUUUUGCCAGCUACAUAGAGAAGGUGCGCCUGUUGGAGCAGCAGAACAAGGUGCUGGUGCAGGAGCUGAACCAGCUGAAGGUGAGGGAACCCAGCCGCAUGGGAGACAUCUACCAGGAGGAGCUGAGAGAGCUGCGCAGACAGGUGGACGGACUCACUUCUGGCAAAGCUCGGCUGGAGAUAGAGAAGGACAACAUGGCUGCAGAUGUGACUAUGCUCAAGCAGAGGUUGCAAGAUGAGAUGGGUCUCCGACAGGAUGCAGAAAACAAUUUGAAUGCCUACAGACAGGAUGUGGAUGAAGCUUCUCUUAAUCGUGUCCAUUUAGAGAGGAAAAUCGAUGCCAUGCAGGAUGAGAUAAACUUCUUGAGGAAGACUCAUGAGGAGGAUCUGCGUGAGUUACAGGAGCAGCUCAUGGCCCAGCAGGUGCAUGUUGAACUUGAUGUAUCCAAACCAGACCUGACUGUUGCUCUGAGGGACAUCCGGGUCCAGUAUGAAACCAUGGCAACCUCCAACAUGCAGGAGACCGAGGAUUGGUACCGAUCCAAGUUUGCUGACCUGACAAACGCAGCCAAUCGAAACGCAGAAGCCCUGCGCCAGGCCAAGCAGGAGGCCAAUGAAUACCGGCGUCAGGUCCAAGUGCUGACCUGCGAUGUUGAGGCUCUACGAGGAACAAACGAGUCUCUGGAACGUCAGCUCCGGGAGAUGGACGACCGCUUCGCCAUGGAGACAUCUGGUUACCAGGAUAGAGUGAGCCAUCUGGAGGACGACAUCCACUCGCUGAAGGACGAGAUGGCCAGACACCUGCAGGAGUACCAGGACCUCCUUAACGUCAAGCUGGCCCUGGACAUCGAGAUCGCCACCUACAGGAAGCUGCUGGAUGGAGAGGAGAGCCGGAUCACCAUUCCAGUUCAGAGCUUUUCUAACCUGCAGUUUAGAGAAACUAACCUGGACACUAAAACCCCAGAGGCCCACGUGAAGAGGAGCAUCUUGGUUAGAACCGUGGAGACUAGAGAUGGGGAGAUCAUUAAGGAAUCAACAACUGAACACAAAGAUCUUCCUUAAAGUUCGACUUGUCUCAAUCUGGGAUUAUUACUUAUUUGUUUUGUUUCCAAACCCCAAAGCUCCCCCAUCAGUGCAUCAUUUCAUGUUUCUCUCCUUUCAUCAUCACCUGCAUGCUAAUCUAUUCAACAACCCAUGACUUAACUAUUAAACUCUCCUAGACUUCCUCAUUAGAACUUCUGCAAAAAACAUCUAUGUUCAGCUCUUAUACAGCUGUUAGCAGGAUGUAGGUCACUCAUAUUAAAAUGGUAUGUACCAUUUUGUUCUGUUCCAGUGAAAACUCCAGGAAACCACUGGCAACCUGUUUAAUUUGAAUUUGUUAGCACGGUUUCAGAUUAGCUGCCAUAGAGAAGGCCUUAAAACGUAGCAAUUGUCUUAAGCUAAUAUGUAGCAUGGUCGAGGUUGACAUGUUAUGAGUAUGUGAAAUGUGGCAAGGGAAGUACCAGAGGGAGUUUGGGUUUGCAGACACCAGAAUUGGAUAGCGGUGGGAAAUAAGAGUUGUGUGUAUGUUAGAGCAUCUUUUGGCAGAAGGACAGGUGAAUUUGGGCUCUUUUUUUAAUGUUAUGCCUCUGCUUGUGUGUUAAAGCUUGUAUAGCCUGCACAGGUGUUUCAAUGAGUACACCUCACUUCGGGCUGAUUACACGUGUGCUUAGAUAGGAGACGAGUGGAAAUGAUCAAACAGCUAAUGUGUACUUUUUCACUUUUUACAACCACAAACCUCUCUAGAGCCAAACAGUCUGCUAUGGCUGCUUUUGAUGGGUACAUUUGUAAAAAAGUCAGUGUUCUGUAGACAUUAGAGCUGCGACAGUUAGUCGAACAAUAAGUUGCAGCCGUAGUAAACAUUUACUAAAUCGUAAAGACAGAUCAGACAGAGACAGAGACAGCUGACAGGCAAUCAACAUAAAACCACUGCAGAGUCUAUAUUGAUCAAAGCUAUGAUGUUUUCUGUGAGUUUUUGACAGAAUUGAUUUCAUCACCAUUCAGUAGUUUUAUUUAAAAGAAACAGUGUUGACUGACAGUUGCUGAAUGUUUGCAUCUUCUCUACAGAGGACACUGACCUUGGCAUCCAUAUUCUGUGAUGUUACAUACAUAUAAAAGGUGUCCCAUCAACAGGUGCAACAAAACUCACAACAGACGAGUGUGUGAAAACCUAUGCAGUCCUGAGAGGAAGUCUCAUGAGCCAAAAUAAACAGCUGUGAGUGUGUUUAUACUUUCUCCCUCGCCUUCUGCUCUUCUGCCUUCUCCAUUCAUCGCAGCUGUUGGUAUCCUUUGUCUCUCACACAACCUGAUAAGACAUUAUUUGACACAAGGAUGCUUCAGAGUAUAAUCAAGCAAGCGUGAUAGGGACAGAGCCAGGUUGGAGGUGUGGAGAAACUGUUUGGAUACUGACUUGUCCUCCAGCCUCCAAUAAAUCUCCUCCAAAUUCCCAGGCCAAUUUCUGUUGUGUUUGACUGAUAGCAGCGAGAGAGUGCUUUGGAGAUGAUCUCCACCAAAUCCCAAAGCAGUAGAAACUAUAAGGUUUGUUAUAAAAGUGAGGAUGCUGGGGUUAGAAGUAAAAGGAGGCUGCGAAGGAGGACGAUUGAUUGACCUUUCCAGCAAAAACACUGUAAUCCAUGCUUCCUGCCUGGUUAGAAGUCACGGCACGCUGACUGAAGCCGUGUUACUGACAGCUGGCCUCGCCUCUAAUGAGUGCUGCUACACUGAAGCUGGCUGUUGCUGUGUUCGUUGCCAAGGACAUGCUGUGAUUUGAGUUGUGCCUCCCACCCUCUCCCCUCCACAACUUCCACUGCUGUCACUCAACCCCUUCUCCCAAUAACAUGCAGAUUUCUACUGUAUUCCCUCUUUGUUUUUUAAUAUUGAUCUUAGAUGGAUGAAUCCUGCAUAUUCUUAUGGAAGAAACAUUUGCAGAUGGAAAUAUAACAUUAGUAUUGACCGAUGCUACGUAAUGUUUACUUGACAAGAAUAAAACAUUUUGUCUGUUAGAG